Cucurbita pepo subsp. pepo (vegetable marrow) is the source of this 2121-nucleotide messenger RNA. The record is from RefSeq and is a predicted model, not a curated record. NCBI's taxonomy places the organism in Eukaryota, Viridiplantae, Streptophyta, Magnoliopsida, Cucurbitales, Cucurbitaceae.
AUGUUAGAGCAGUUGUUGAUAUUCACUAGGGGCGGUUUAAUUCUAUGGACUUGUAAGGAGCUUGGAAAUGCACUUAGAGGGUCUCCUAUUGACACUUUAAUCAGAUCCUGUCUUUUAGAGGAGCGAUCAGGUGCUGCAUCGUAUAAUUAUGAUGCUCCAGGUGCUGCUUACACCCUCAAGUGGACCUUCCACAAUGAACUUGGCCUUGUAUUUGUUGCGGUGUAUCAACGGAUCCUUCAUUUAUUGUAUGUGGAUGAUUUGCUUGCAAUGGUGAAGCAGGGGUUUUCUGAGAUUUAUGAUCCAAAGCGGAUGGUCUAUGAUGAUUUUGAUGAAACUUUUAGGCAACUUAGAAUGGAGGCUGAGGCUCGUGCUAGUGAGUUGAAAAGGUCAAAGCAGGUGGCGGUGAAGCCAGUGAACAAUGCCAGGAAGCAAGGGCAGGAUCAAAAAAGUGGAUUUGGAGAAAACAAGAAAAGCAACAGUGGUUUGGCAGAUGGUGGUGAUGCUGAGCGUACAAAAAGUCAUCAGUUGGAGAAUGGUUACUCCAAUGGCAAUCGUGUUAUAGAAUCUAAACUAACCGCUGUUGUUAAUGGAAAAGAAAAUGCAAGUUCCAAUGUUGGGGCUUUUGAUGUAAAUAAACUUCAGAAGCUUAGGACUAAAGGUGGGAAGAAAACUGAUACUGUUGUUAACAAGGGCUCCAAGGAAGAGUCAAAGAAAAAGGUAACAAAGAAGAAUAGAGUUUGGGAUGAUAAACCUGUUGAGGCAAAAUUGGACUUCACAGAUCCUGUGGGUGAGAAUGGGGAGAACAACAUUGAGGUUUUGGCAGCAGACCAGGGCCAAAGUAUGAUGGACAAAGAAGAGAUCUUUAGUAGUGACAGUGAGGAUGAAGAAGAUGAGGAAGGUAGCCAGGGUAGUAAGCCCGAUGCGAAGAAGAAAGGAUGGUUUUCAUCUAUGUUCCAGAGUAUUUCAGGCAAGGCAAGUUUGGAUAAGGCAGAUCUGGAACCAGCUCUGAAAGCUCUCAAGGACAGGCUUAUGACAAAGAAUGUGGCUGAGGAAAUAGCUGAGAAACUUUGUGAAUCGGUAGCAGCUAGUCUCGAGGGAAAAAAGCUAGCUUCUUUCACCAGGAUUUCGUCAACGGUGCAGAACGCAAUGGAAGAAGCGCUCGUCCGUAUUCUGACUCCAAGACGCUCCAUUGACAUUCUGAGGGAUGUGCAUACUGCACAAGAACAAAAGAAGCCUUAUGUGGUAGUUUUUGUUGGUGUCAACGGAGUUGGAAAAUCUACUAAUCUUGCCAAGGUGGCUUAUUGGCUUCUUCAGCAUAAAGUUAGUGUCAUGAUGGCCGCUUGUGAUACAUUUAGAUCUGGAGCCGUUGAGCAGCUUAGGACUCAUGCUCGUAGACUUCAGAUCCCUAUAUUCGAGAAGGGCUACGAGAAAGAUCCUGCAAUUGUGGCUAAAGAAGCAAUCCAAGAGGCAUCUCGCAAUGGAUCCGAGGUCGUUCUUGUUGACACAGCUGGGAGAAUGCAGGAUAAUGAACCACUCAUGAGAGCUCUUUCAAAGCUUAUCAACCUUAACAGUCCAGAUCUAGUCUUGUUCGUCGGGGAGGCCCUCGUUGGGAAUGAUGCUGUCGAUCAACUUUCAAAGUUCAAUCAGAAACUAGCUGACCUCUCUACUUCACCCAAUCCUAGACUGAUCGACGGUAUCUUGCUCACAAAAUUCGAUACAAUUGACGACAAGGUUGGAGCAGCAUUGUCCAUGGUUUACAUAUCUGGAGCACCAGUUAUGUUUGUCGGCUGUGGACAGUCAUAUACCGACCUCAAGAAGCUCAAUGUCAAAUCGAUCGUCAAAACGCUUAUCAAAUAAGGUCUCAGCCACAUAGUUGUAUGCCAACCUCAAUAAACUCAAUGUCAAACCGAUCGCCAAAACGCUUAGCAAACGAGUGCUCUUUGCAGUACAAAGUUUCGGAGCCAUGGCGUUCGGUAAAUGUAUUAAAUGGUGAAAUGUUGUGCUUGUGCUUGUGUUUGUUUUUCCCCUAUGACCACCCUUUUGCUAUAUGCUUAACUUAUUUUAAGUGUAUGCACUCAGUAGGUGUAAUGUUAUCCUUUAGUUUGUUGGAUUGUUGAUUUC